Messenger RNA from Phragmites australis (common reed), 3110 nucleotides. Its product is annotated as protein PAT1 homolog 1-like. The transcript has 5 exons. Lineage: Eukaryota; Viridiplantae; Streptophyta; Magnoliopsida; Poales; Poaceae. Bases 121 to 2514 code for a protein of 797 amino acids. Gene Ontology annotation, biological process: P-body assembly; deadenylation-dependent decapping of nuclear-transcribed mRNA. Gene Ontology annotation, molecular function: RNA binding. The record is from RefSeq and is a predicted model, not a curated record. Gene Ontology annotation, cellular component: P-body.
CUAGGGGCGGGGAGGAGAGCUUCAGUACCUCCUCUGCUGUCAGAUCCAAACCCCGAGUCGUAACCCAAACCCUAGCGCCGGGUUCGCGCCGCUGCUUCCUGCUGCGACGGCGUCGGGGAGAUGAGGGGCGUCAGGGGGGAUGGUGGCGGCACCGGCGGCGGCGUCUCGUCCUCGUCUUCCACCGCAGAGAACUCGCGUUUCGAUGCGGCGCAGUACUCCUUCUUUGGCAAGGAGCCCAUGGAGGGGUCGGAGCUUGGUGGUUUGUUGGAGGAUGGAGGCGUCGACGGCGGCGAUGGCAGCGGAUUCGGUGGACCUGAUGAUGGGGGGUACCAGUUCUCAUCUGUGGGAGAAGAGAUUGAUUGUAUGAGUAACUUGACUGAAAUCGAUGAUCUUGCGAGCACUUUUGCAAAGUUGAACCGUACUAUUACUGGAACAAGGUAUCCUGGUGUUAUUGGCGACAGACGAUCAAUUUCUAGGGAAAGUUGUUUGACAACUGACUGGGUUCAAGAUGCGGACUUCCCUAAUUGGGUAGAUCAUGAUAUACUAGACAGUGAUGAAUUACAGGACAGCAAACAGUGGUGUUCACAGAUGCAGUCUUCGCCUCACUUUGGAGAGUCCAAACCACUGUCUCGAACAUCUUCGUAUCCCCAGCCACCAUUACAACACCGCUCAAGUGAACCUAUUCUUGUCAGAUCUUCUUCGUUUACAUCCUAUCCACCACCAGGUGGGGGUGCUGGAUUACCUUACCCUGCUCAAGGUCUUACACGGCACUCAAGCAUUCCAUCACCUGGUUUUGGUCACCAGAUGGGUUCCCCAAGUUCGUCGCUUUCUGGUUCUCCAUAUCAUAUGUCUGGUCUACCUUAUGGACUGCCCUAUGGAAGAAGCAUGCCUUACACUGCUGCAGAUCUGUCAAUGAGCAGUAUCCUGCAAAAUGACUGGCCUAACCAAGCUGGUCCGCUUGCUUUUGACCAUCUUAAUCUACGGCCCAAUUUGUUGCAGCAACAAUUAUCUCUGCCAAGUAGUUCAAUGUCUUCGUUUCCUUUUUCUCAGCAGCAGCAGAGAUUGCCGCCAGUCCAGCAUCACUUCCAGAAUUACUUGCAGCCCCACCCGCUGUAUCACCAUCGUUCUCCAGAUAUAAUGGGCAAGUUUGAUCCUGUUCCUAAUGUGCCUUCACCAAGAGACAAGCGAUCAAGGUCAGGAAGAGGAAAACAUAACAUACGCUUUUCUCAACAGCCUUCUGAUACAGGUAGCCAGAAUGGUGAGAAUGGCGGGAUAAAGUUCAGGUCCAAGUAUAUGUCAUCUGAAGAGAUUGAAAGUAUCUUAAGAAUGCAGCACUUUGCAAAUCACAGCAGCGAUCCUUACAUCGAUGAUUACUACCACCAAGCUUGUAAAGCCAAAAGAUCUGUCAGUUCUCAGCAGAAGUCCAGUUUCUCCCCUAUAUCAAUAAAAGACUUUCCCUCGAAGUCCCGGUCCGGUGGUGAUCAACAUGCAUAUCUACAGGUUGAUGCUGUUGGAAGAGUUUCAUUCUCUUCCAUACGUAGGCCUCACCCUCUUCUUGAAGUUGACAUUCCUGCAUCUGGUGAUGGUUUGUAUGAUCAUAAGUCAUCUAUGAGGCCACUGGAGAAAGAGCCAAUGCUGGCAGCCAGAAUAACUGUUGAAGAUUGUCUUCUUCUUCUUUUGGAUGUAGAUGAUCUUGAUCGGUUCUUACAGUCUAGCCAGCCACAGGACAGCAGUUUCCAACUGAGGCGAAGGCGACAGGUUCUCCUUGAAGGCUUAGCCGCAUCACUUGAGCUUGUUGACCCUUUUGGCCCCAACAAACCUGGCCAUUCAUCUGGAUUGGCCCCUAAGGAUGACCUUAUUUUUCUUCGCAUUGUUUCUCUCCCCAAAGGACGUAAGCUUUUGACACGCUAUCUUCGACUUCUUGUCCCUGGUUGUGAGCUGACCCGAAUAGUUUGCAUGGCUAUUUUUCGACACCUUAGGAGCUUGUUUGGGGGUUUGUCGUCAGAGACUGGUGCCGCACAAACUACAAUUAGUCUUGCCAAGACUGUUUCCUCUUGUGUGCACCAUAUGGAACUAAGUGCUCUCAGUGCUUGCUUCGCUGCUGUUGUCUGUUCAUCACAGCAGCCACCUCUCCGACCACUUGGUAGCCCUGCUGGCGAUGGGGCUUCUCUAAUCAUCAAAUCUGUACUGGAUAGAGCAACUGAGCUACUGGCUGAUCCUCAUUCUGCAGCCAACUACAGCAGAUCAACACGUUCUCUUUGGCAAGCAUCAUUUGAUGCUUUCUUUGGACUUCUGACAAAGUACUGUGACAGCAAGUAUGAAAGUAUUCUGCAGAGGUUUACUAUGCAAGGAUCCAACUCUGCUGUUGGACCUGAGGCCUCCAAAGCAGUCAGCAGGGAGAUGCCUGUUGAGCUGUUACGUGCAAGUCUUCCUCAUACUAAUGAAGAUCAACGCCAAAUGCUGCUAGAUUUUGCUCGGAAAUCGAUGCAUGUAUCCGGAUCAAUUCCAAGUUAACACUAUUGAAGAGACCAAGGCCAUUGCUUAAAUUGUAUGUGCAGUUUGUCUUCAGAUGGUAGUUCUUAUAUUUGGAGACAUGUUUGCGCUCUCAUCGGAAGGUGGAGCUUUGGAGUUCCAUUGGCUCAAUGAAGUUAGCAUUCAGAAUGUGACCAUGUGUAGGAUCGAGAUUAAAUUUAUAGACCAAAAACCUCUCCUUUAUUCUUUUCAUAUAGGACCCCCUGAUGGUUAUAAUAGAUUAUGCAUGUAUGUAUCCUGUUGUAACUGUGCAGUGAUGAUCUGGGCAUCUGUUCGAGGUAACCUAAUUAACGUUUAUUUUCUAACAAUGAAAAGGAAACGAGUGGGUGGAUUGCAACAGCUUUACCACCGCUCCAUCUCCUUGUUUCUCGAGGGAGAUCAUAUCGAACAUGUUGUCUGGUGAUGAUUGCUUCAACUACGAGAUGCGCCAAAGGUGCGGGAGUAACGAGCUCUUCGGCUCCAGGAAGGUUUUAUAAGCUCGUUUGCUACAAUUGUUACUACUAUUCCUGGCUUCAUGUAUGAACUGUAAGCUUCAUAUGAUUACUUCAAGUCUAGCGAUUGGUGACGCUGUUUACUUA